This is a messenger RNA of Austrofundulus limnaeus, 2080 nucleotides long. RefSeq names its product SRSF protein kinase 3-like. Gene Ontology annotation, cellular component: cytoplasm; nucleus. NCBI's taxonomy places the organism in Eukaryota, Metazoa, Chordata, Actinopteri, Cyprinodontiformes, Rivulidae. The record is from RefSeq and is a predicted model, not a curated record. Gene Ontology annotation, biological process: spliceosomal complex assembly; regulation of mRNA processing; peptidyl-serine phosphorylation. Gene Ontology annotation, molecular function: protein serine/threonine kinase activity; ATP binding.
GGACUGGCCUUUUAUCAGCGUUGUCCUCGGGUGCUGCUGUCACCUCGGCUCAUCUUCAGCUGCACUCCAACUCUCCAGGCUCCUUCCUGUAAACAUGUCGUCAUCUUAUGCAGCAGCUAUAUCAGCUCUUCUUACAUCCAGUACUCUUAAUCAACCCAUCAAAUACAGCCCAGUCCGUUCCACAAAACCAGCAUGCAGUCCCAAAUCCAACAAGCACCUCCACCAUCUCCCAGCUUCAAAGAACCAUCCUCCUUCACCUGAGCUACUGAGGUCUUUUGAUGAACAGGAGAACCCUGACGACUAUGACGUAGGUGGUUACUAUCCUGUGGAGAAGGGAGAAAUCUUUGUUGAUCGUUACCAGGUAGUUAAAAAGUUGGGAUGGGGUCACUUCUCCACCGUCUGGCUCUGCUGGGACAUGCUGACGAGUCAUUUUGUGGCUCUGAAGGUGGUGAAGAGUGCUCAAACGUUCACCGAGACGGCGCUGGAUGAGAUCAAACUCCUUAAAUGUGUGAGGGAGAGUGACCCCAAAGAUCCUAAACGUGAACGGAUCGUGCAGCUCAUCGAUGACUUCAAGAUCUCUGGAGUCACCGGAGAGCAUGUGUGCAUGGUUCUGGAGGUCCUUGGUCAUCAGCUGUUGAGGUGGAUCAUUAAAUCCAACUACACCGGCCUCCCCCUGCCAUGUGUGAAGAGCAUCCUCAGACAGGUUCUGCAGGGUUUGGAUUACUUGCACACUAAAUGCAGGAUUAUUCACACAGACAUCAAACCAGAAAACAUCCUCCUGAGAGUCGAUGAUGUUUARAUUAAAAAGCUUGCAGCUGACACCAAACUGUGGCAGCUUCCUGUGAAUCCUCCUCUCAGCAGAUCAGUAAAAACUGACUCCAGAGAAAAACAGAGUUUGCACAACCUGUUUGGGAAGCUGACAGGGGUUUUACAGGAAUGGUCCAGCAAGGUCUCCAGGAGUUCAAACAAGCGUGUGGCGGGGAAGGAGAGAAGCCGUCGAGGACAGAAGAAUCCACCUGACUCCAAACCAGACAGGUCUCGUGUGUCUUUCUGCGAUGCUGCUGCCUCCAGCGCACACGGCUCCACUGUGAACACGAAGCUCACAGGUCCGAACCUCAGGAUACGGAGGCAGACGCUGCUGUUUGAAGACGAGCCGGACUGGGCUUCACACAGCCACUCAGUCUGCUCACAGCCGAGUCGCAGCGUGGAUGCACCUGCUUCUGCUUCCAGACCUGCAGACACAGAGCGUCCUCCACCGUCAUCAUCCUCACCCUCAGCUCAAGAAAGGAGUGAUCCUGUAGACCUUCUGAAACCUCAAAGUGCUGACAAGAUCCUCAUCAAAAUUGCUGAUCUGGGCAAUGCCUGCUGGGUGCACAAACACUUCACUGAAGACAUUCAGACCUGUCAGUACCGCUCAAUUGAGGUCCUGAUUGGUGCUGAAUACGACACACCAGCCGACAUCUGGAGCACUGCCUGCAUGGCCUUUGAAUUGGCCACAGGAGAUUAUUUGUUCGACCCUCAGUCUGGAGCCACGUUCUCCCGCGAAGAAGAUCACAUCGCUCACAUUAUUGAACUACUGGGACCCCUUCCAUCUCAGUUUGUCCUUUCUGGGAAGGAUGCCAAAUGCUACUUCAACCGAAAAGGACAGCUGCGACACAUCUCCAAACUGAAACCUUGGAGCUUGCUGGAGAUCCUGCAGGACAAGUACGAGUGGCCCCAAGAGGAAGCCGUCCACUUCAGUUCCUUUCUUCUGACCAUGUUGGAGCUGCAGCCGCAGAAAAGAGCCACAGCCGCUCAGUGUUUAAAACAUCCCUGGAUUACCUCCUGAAGACACGCAGACUCUGUGCUUCCCAGAGACACGUUCUGUUACACGGGAUGUGGCCACGUUGUGGAUAUAAGUUGGUGCUGGCAUCAUAAAGAACUGCUUUCAGUUUGACGAUGGACUUUUUCCUUCAAGUUUUUACUUGGAAGUCUUGCAGCAUUUGAGUAGCUGUCACAUUCAGGCAGAGCAAUGACCAAGGGGAAGAGAUUCCUGACACACAUAAAAAAGUCUGAGGUUUAAUAAARGGACGUUUGAAUA